AUGAUAUCCUCAAAUCCUACAUCGACACACCCCGGUCACCAUCGCCGUCAACUCUCGCAGCCCUUUGAAGCCGCACCAGCAACACGCACUAUGUCCGGUGCUCCGUCUUAUCGCGCCCAUCGUCGUGGGCAGACCGUCGACUAUGCUGCCCUUGGUCCUCAAGUUGCCUCAGCCAACCGAAUCACCCGACGUGCUGCGCCAAAGACAGUCCCAGAGCUGCGGGACUAUUUUAACGAAAAAUCAGGUUUCUCUCACCAGUCUGCCGCUGCCCAUCAGCUCCCAGCGCAUAUGCGCCAAGCUACGCAACCUUUCUCGCAAAGCAGUGCUCCCGUACAGAGCUCCUACAACACAAUGUCCUACAUGCUGAGCGAGGAAGAGCUACAAACUAUGUACGGCGCAGCGACAACUGAUGCCUCGUCCAACACAUAUGCUCCGGCCCUCUCAAGGUCUGCUAGUGAUAACGCAGGAAAGACGCCUUCAGUGCAGAACGCCUUGUAUCAUCUCCAGCAGGAACGCAGCUUCCCAAUGGCCAAGAGAGAAGAUGCUUCAUUGUAUCAGUGGUCGGACCAUCAGCCUAUUGUUCAACCAAAGGCUAUCUCUCCCAAGAUGAACCCUUUCCAUUCUUACACAUCCCCCCUUACCCCCGAUGCGACUCCCAUGAAGGCCUCGUUUGAUUUCCCUAUGUACCACAAUGACCAAACCCCUACCAAGUCCCAAAGUUUCUCUAUUCCCCGAACCCCCGUCAGUGCAGCCAUGCAGAGAGCCCAAUCCCUGCAGGGCGUACCAAUUUCAAGUCCUCUUCACGUUAAGUACCAGAUGGCUUCCCCCGCAGACUCCGUUUCCAUCGCCUCUUUUACUGAGCUGGCUGCUAUGCCCUCUCCAAGCUCCCGUGGUGUGUCACCUCAUAGCUUCGACGAAGCUGCCACCACGCCAUCUACCAGCCAGCACCAGCUUGGCAGCUCCCCUGGAUCUCCUUUCGAAGACUCUAUUCCAGAGCUCCCAGAAGGCGUGGAUGAGUAUGACCUGGAUGCCCGCGUGAAGGCAUCAGUACGUGAGACUGGCGUUUCCAAUGACCAAAUCACCAAGUAUAUUUCUGGUCCCAAUACCGAUGGCAAAUGGCAGUGCCUUUAUCCGAGCUGCAAUUGCGAGUUUGGACGAAAGGAGAAUAUCAAAUCCCAUGUGCAGACCCACCUUGACGAUCGCCCUUACAAGUGCGAUGUUUGCGAGAAGGAGUUCGUCCGAGGUCAUGACCUGAAACGCCACCUGAAGACCCACACCGGUAACAAGCCCUACAUUUGUGCCUGUGGAGCCCGUUUUGCGCGACACGAUGCCUUGACCCGCCACCGCCAACGCGACAUGUGCGUGGGCGGCAUGACUGGCAAUAUCCCCAAGACCACCCGUCGAGGACGUCCACCAAAGAAGAACCGCCCAGACAUGGAUACUCGCCAGGCCAAGUCUACUCGCACUCGCCAACGUGCCGUUGAUCGAGCCAUGCCUUCUUCGCCAGUCCACUACGAGGCUGCUCUCCAGCAGAACGGUCCUGUUUUCACGUCUCCAAAUUACGCUCCAUCCAACGCCACUUCCGCUUACACCCCGCCAGCUUCUCCUGGUGAAAGUAUCGAUAACACUGUCUCGUCCCCCACCACGAUUGGACAUCAAGUCCCAUCCAAGUUCGAAGAUGAUAUGCUUCCCGCGCCGUUGUCGCCUCCUCAGCUUGCCCACGCUCGAUAUGAACAAGCGAUGGCCCAAUACAACCCAAACAUCAUGAUGGAUUCAUCGCAGGAGUACCUGUAUAGUGACUCGCCGCUCACCCCUCACGACAUGUCCUCGCCUCACACCGCCCCAACCCUUGCCGAAUCAUCCGUUGGGUCAGAGAUCGAUCUGUUCAUGACCCAAGAUCCCUCUGAGCAGGUCAAGGAGGAAUUUGGCACGCUUACUACUCAAAGCUUGGUCGAUUUCUCCAACCCGUAUUAUGUGGAUUCAUCCGAUUUUCCCACCUCGUCAUUCUAUCCCGACCUACCUGGGAAGCCGUUCUCCGGUCUUGACGUCCUUGAUGACCCAUACGCGGACCCAAUUGACACUCUGUCCAACGAGUUCUUGGUUGACCCUUAG
Molecule: messenger RNA, 2112 nt
Organism: Penicillium waksmanii
Lineage: Eukaryota; Fungi; Ascomycota; Eurotiomycetes; Eurotiales; Aspergillaceae
Gene: ace2
Product: putative C2H2 transcription factor (Swi5)
Exons: 2
Coding region: 1-2112 (703 amino acids)
Biological process (GO): regulation of DNA-templated transcription
Molecular function (GO): DNA-binding transcription factor activity, RNA polymerase II-specific; RNA polymerase II cis-regulatory region sequence-specific DNA binding
Source: RefSeq, a predicted model, not a curated record